AUGGUGAAUUCUAAAGAUACCAGUUCCUCUCAAGACGAAGACAAGCGCAUGGAUACUGAUUCAGCACAGACUGAGAAUGCCAACACCGUCAACGAGAAGCCAGGUGAUCUUUUUGAAGCUCCGCAAGGCUCGGCCUUGAUUCAUGCAUGCAAUGCCAAGGGGUCGUGGGGAUCAGGCAUCGCGCAAGCGUUCGCCCAAAAGUACCCUGAGGCGUACGAAAGAUACCAAGAACACUGCUUGAAAUGGCGCGAUAAGAACGAAUGGCACAAAAUUCCUGAUCUGCACGCUAUCGACAAAGCAAAGACCUUUUCGGUUCGCUAUCCCGUUGGCACGGCGCUUAUCAUCCAUUCCGAGGCGGCUUGGCCCACCACCAAAAAGCCCUGGGUCAUUUGUUUGUUCACUUCUUUCGACUACGGAAGACGGGUCGAUCCGCCUAAAUUGAUCCUCAAUAAUACCAGCGCUGCCCUUCAUGACUCGCGGGAGAAGCUUAUUGCUAUAGAGGUGAAGCGCAAGUUGGGUUGUCCGGCCGUUGAGCAUCUUUACUCUUGUCGCUUCAAUUCGGGGCUUUUCGGUGUCCCAUGGCCGAAGACGAGAGAGCUAUUAGAGAAAGUGGCAUUGGGCUUGCCGCUGACCGUUGUUUAUCCUCCAGAGCCUGCGAAGCAAGGGGAUCAAAUGACCGAAGCUGGAGAAGAUGCCGCUACGAAGAAGCGCUCUGCAAAAAAAGGAUUUGAAAAGCUCUUCAAUCCCAAAAAUGGCCGAUGA
Molecule: messenger RNA, 762 nt
Organism: Penicillium odoratum
Lineage: Eukaryota; Fungi; Ascomycota; Eurotiomycetes; Eurotiales; Aspergillaceae
Exons: 3
Coding region: 1-762 (253 amino acids)
Biological process (GO): peptidyl-glutamate ADP-deribosylation
Source: RefSeq, a predicted model, not a curated record